UUUCAAGUUGGGGGACUGAUGCAGCAAGCUCAUUGAACUCGCACCAGCAUGAGUGAUGUAAUAGUAUUGUUGGCCUGGCCAUUAGCUGAUGAGUGAGUCUCUUAACCUUGCAAAGCAUAAUCUCAUCAAUACCAAAUGUGAAGGAGAAGCUUAUCUACGAUGCACGCUCUAAAAUCUGCAUCAGUAAUAUUUCCUUCGAAGCCGCGGAUAUCGUAAUAUGGCAAAGUAUGUUCAAACCAUAAGCCUGCAAUAAUUUUAGGUGCCAUGCCUCCAGUUCGCAAGUCAGACCUGGAAAAAGUUCGCUCAGGUCCAUAUUUGAGCCAGUCUGUUAACUUGGCGGUGAGAAAGCCAGACAUUGUACACAACAAACUAAGUAGCAGCUGCUUUGGAGCAAUCAGGACUACUAAAGAUAAUGACAAUGACCUGACGAGCCUUAACUGGCUCAGYCGUAAUGAUGUUUUACGGGGAUUUCAUGUUGGGUCCUCGGUCCCCCCUAUGUCACCUCCUAGAGACGGUGAGGGGGACUAUGCAAAUGAACUUGACCUAGUACAACAUGGUUCUGCAGAUGGCUUUUUGAACAAACAGAAGACACCAACAAAGCCUCCAUACUCAUUCUCGUCACUGAUUUUUAUGGCAAUUGAAGAGUCUCCUAAUAAACGGUUGCCAGUAAAGGAUAUAUACAACUGGAUAAUGGACAGAUUUCCAUACUUCAGAGAUGCAAGGCUGGGGUGGAAGAACUCAGUGAGACAUAAUCUCUCACUCAAUAAAUGUUUYAAGAAAGUAGACAAGUUUAAAGGUGGAGUUCAGAAUGUUGGUAAAGGCUCUUUGUGGACAGUGGAUCCAGAUUACAGGCCAAAUCUUGUUCAGGCAUUAAGAAAAACACCAUCUUACAAUGCAUACCAUCACUUACUGUCUACGCCCCCUCCAUCUCCACAAAAUGGAUCGACUACCCAUCUUGUAAUGAAUGGAAUAAAUGGAAACAGCAAGUUUGAUUCAGCAGAUGUAGAUCCUGAUGCAGAGGCUGAAGCAGUUGCCACUAUGUGUUUGAUUGCAACACCACCAGAAAUWAGAGCUGCUGAAAUUGUACGGUGCCAGUCCUGCCCACCAUCAGCAAUUGAGGAAGAUUCUCUCGUAAAACGAGCAAAAGCAUAUUUCUACAAACAACGAGGGUCAUUUUCUGGUCUACCUACUAUGGCCAACAACAUYUAUAGAAGAAAUAUUGGACGUGGUUUUUCAGCAUCACUUGGUAGCCUACUUGAAGCUUCCAAGCUAAAAGAUUGCAAUAUUUCUCCAGACUCUUCUUUUGAUGGUGAAUUUGAAUUUGACCAUCAGUCAGAAUCUGAAGAUGAAAAUGAGGACAGUGAUAUUGAAGAAAACAUGAAGAGAGUGAUAAAACGUGACGAGCUUAGUGACAGCGGUUGUGGUCAGGGGUUUGAAGAAGAAUUCGAAGGCCAUAACAUCAAGAAUGGCUCUAGCAAAAGAAAAUGUCGAAAAACCAAACAAGCAAAACUUAAUGAUUAUGCUGGAGCAGAUGCUCUGUUGAGUUUAGCAAACACGGCAUGUAAUUUGAUUAGCUCCAGAGAGGGUUCACCAAGUCCUGUUGUUGCACAGUCACCCAAAUGUGUCACAGCAUCAAGCUAACAGUUGGAGAUCCACAGAAAGACAAAUGGAAACACUCUGAAGCCCUAUAUUAGAUGAGGGCAGUGAAGGCAUAAACCAAGUUAUAGGUAACUUAUCAAUCGAGGUCAAUUCAAGACACAUCAAAAACAAUCCUGGAUUAUUUAAUGAUACAUCUAAAACUGGCUUAUAUAAGGCAACGUGUUAUUGGGCAAUUAUAAAUCCAAUCAAUGGACCUUUUGAUUAUAUUGACAAAUGCUUUUAAACGGCAUUGAAUAAGGAAACAUAAAAUGAUUCAGCUUUUAAGAAUUCUAAAGUUUCAUAAAUUACAAAACAUUUUAGUCAGAACGCAUCAAAAUUAUAUUCUAGUUUAUUUUUCUCAACAAAAAUCCCAAUACAGUAAAACAAAAAAAAAGCUGGUUGAAGACAAUGAGAAAAAAUAUGGUUACGGUUGCAAACUGAUUUGAUGAGAUCAAAAAUCGAAUUUUAAGUUUCAAACAAAAAGAAGGAAUAAUAUUAAGCUUAUGUUCAAAGUGUACUAAGAAAAUAAAGACCAAAUUUGUUAAAGUUAAAUUAAAUUUAUUAGAGUACAAAACGAAAUAUAUUAUGUUACAUAUAUUCCGUACAAAAUAUUAUAGGAUAAAUUUAAUAAGAUAUGGAAAAGCAGCAAGAGCACYUGACCUGUCAGUAGACCACGCUGGCGAAAAUAUUACAAGGCUACGAGUAAAGCUUAGUUAUAAAAUAAGCUUAAGUCUUACUAAAUCUAUUAAGCUUAGCUGCAUACUAGUAAAAUCUCCGUCGAUAUACAAAUUUACAGUUCAACGACAACAUCAUAUUCAAUCAAUGUCAAGUAAAUACUCACCGUUUGUAGUUUUAUAGAAAAAUUGGUUUGCAUAGCAUUUCAAUUCCAAGAGAUUUCACAGAGAAUUUUUUUCAAUAUGGCGAAGAUUAUUUUUGAAAGCUCAGAUGGCGGCAAAAUGUGAGAAACCGCAUGCCAUGGGUACUGCUGUCCAAAUGACACGUGAUUCAAAUGAAAUUUUUUUGCUGCAGGUCCUUCAUUUUACUAGAAUAUAAUUUUUCAUAUUUUGCGUUUUUAGGGAAAAUAUUAAAGGCAAUCUAACAAACCGACAACUAUUUAAAAGAACAAAUUAGUAAUCCACAAUACAYUCUUAUUUCGUUCGAAUGAGAACUGACUUAGUUGUAUUCUAAACAUGAYGUUCAGUUAUGACAACUGAUCGGAAUUUGAAUAAUAGAUUUUUUAUCUGGAGCGGACAAAAACCGUGAGCCCUGAACUUUAGAAUUAUUUUUUAAAGUAUAUUUUGGUAAAUUUCAAGAUAUAUUAGUCAGCAAGUGGUAUUAUACAUACGCUGAUAAAAAAGGGAAAAAUUUUCAUAUUCAUUGAACUCMAUAUUCAUUCGUAUUUUGUAUAAGAGAAGGCCCAAUUAUUAGAAUCAUAGUGAUUAYGUAUAGCAGUUGAUGCUAGAUAAUGUUAGAUGUACAAGAUUAUUAAUGUAAAUAAAUGGCCAAAAUAAAGUUGGUGAUUUUUAUUGUCCA
Molecule: messenger RNA, 3171 nt
Organism: Exaiptasia diaphana
Lineage: Eukaryota; Metazoa; Cnidaria; Anthozoa; Actiniaria; Aiptasiidae
Product: forkhead box protein N2
Exons: 8
Coding region: 265-1641 (458 amino acids)
Biological process (GO): regulation of DNA-templated transcription
Cellular component (GO): nucleus
Molecular function (GO): cis-regulatory region sequence-specific DNA binding; DNA-binding transcription factor activity
Source: RefSeq, a predicted model, not a curated record